AUGUCAGCUGUUGUAGAUGACAAGGUUCUCUUAUAUGCUGAUGACUCUGGAAUUUUGGUAACCGGUAAGUGUAAGUCGGAAAUUGAAGCUAUCUUAUCCAAUGAUCUCGAACUAAUUAGUGCCUGGCUUGUGGAUAAUAAGCUUUCUUUGCAUUUGGGCAAAACAGAGUCUAUUUUGUUUGGGUCCAAGCCAAAACUUAGAAAUGGUUCUAGUUUGGCUAUUACCUGUAAUGGUGUUGGUAUCUCAGCCUCUGAAACAGUGAAGUACCUUGGUGCUACACUGGAUCAACAGUUAUCAGGUGAAACAAUUGCUUGGUCUGUAAUCAAUAAAGCUAACUCCAGGUUAAAAUUUCUGUAUAGAAAAGGUAAAUUUCUUACUAUGCACACUAGGAAGUUACUGGUGAUGUCCUUGGUUCAAUGUCAUUUUGACUAUGCUUGCUCUUUCUGGUACCCUGGUUUGAGUCAGAAUCUUAAAAACAGACUUCAAACUACUCAAAAUAAGCUUUUUAGGUUUGUUUUAAACUUGGAUAACAGGUCUCAUAUUGGGCCAGAACAAUUUGUCUACUUGGAUUGGUUACCAGUUUCUAAGAGAGUUGAUCAGAUCAUAUUGUGUCAUGUUCAUAAAAUCAGGUAUGGUUCUGCCCCAGACUACCUUGGGGAAAAUUUUGUCCCACUAAGCACUGUGCAUACUCGCAAUACCAGGUCAAGCGUAGUUGCACAAUCCAACCUUGUUGAUUGUGAUGGUAGUUAUCUUUUCAGGGAUACUGGGCAAUUUUCCAAACCCAGAGUUCGUGGUUUUGGGGAAAGGUCUUUUGCUUCAAAGGGAGUUCAGUUGUGGAACAACCUCCCUCAGUCUAUUAGAGAUAUCCCUGUCCAAAGUAGAUUCAAGGCUGCUGUCAAGAAGCAUUUGUUGUCCUUUUAG
This is a messenger RNA of Mercenaria mercenaria, 921 nucleotides long. RefSeq lists its product as uncharacterized. Bases 1 to 921 code for a protein of 306 amino acids. Lineage: Eukaryota; Metazoa; Mollusca; Bivalvia; Venerida; Veneridae. The record is from RefSeq and is a predicted model, not a curated record. The transcript has a single exon.